Linum trigynum is the source of this 633-nucleotide messenger RNA. The record is from the annotation of a GenBank genome assembly. NCBI's taxonomy places the organism in Eukaryota, Viridiplantae, Streptophyta, Magnoliopsida, Malpighiales, Linaceae.
AUGGGCGAUUCAUGGGAUGAGGCUUUUGGAGAGUAUGAUCCAGACGCUGUUCAGGAGAGUCCAGAUGCUUCCUUGGCUGCACAUGAUGGUGUCGAGGCAUCUGUUUCUCGAGAUAUAUACCAUGUUUACGAUUCAAAAUAUGUAGACACAUCGGAUGACGAGUACCAUGAAGCAAUGGCAAAUCUAAGAGCCUAUGGGGAGAGUAAGAGAAGGAAGGUGAAGGCACGUAUUGUUGGCCAUGGAGAGGAGGUCGAACAGCUUGAUUUUUUUGAGGAGGACGAAUCCUCUAGUGAUGACUCUGAGGAGGAGGAUGGUGUGAAUGAAGAACAGGAGGAUCCAGAACCGGCCGACGUACCUCCAAUGAAAGAAGCUAGGCGAGCAGACUCGAACCAUUCGAGUUACAAGCUCUCUGAAGAUUCCAACCAUGUUAGUGCCAAUCUUUCUGACUCGGAAGGUGGGGACAUCUUCGAUGAUGCACCGCAAUAUGAUCCACAUUGUAACCACAAUGUUCUCCAGUUCGUGACUCGGAUGAAGUUUGCAAGUCCGGAGGAAUUUAAGGCAGUUGUGGUUCGCCACUCUGUUGCUGCUGGGGCCGGUUUGAGAUGGGUUAGGAUUAAGAAAUCAAGAAGAUAG